AUGACCGAGGAAAAUCAACAACAAAGUCACCAACAGAAUGUAGUUGCUCGUCGAAACUACGUCAUCCCUGUCUUUGAAAAGACAAGGCAGGUAACCGUGGUGGUAUCGGAAGGAAGCAAGUUCCUGGUUUGUUCUUGUGGACACUGGACCGGCUACUCCAUUGCCUGUCGCCAUAUCUACAAAGUCAUGGAGAGGAAACCAGUUGAAACUGAUGCCAAAAUCAGAAACUUCAAACUGUAUCGAAUGUAUGUGGGUGACAAGACAAAACAGGAAAUGAGUGAAAGACUCGAAAGACUGAGGGAUCAUCCAAGUCAAAAGAUUGGUGUCCUACUUACCGACGAUUUACCCAAUCAUGUAAGCUGGAAAGAAGUUGGAAAAGGCGAUGCUCCCUUGGAAUUCUUCCUCGAGACACUGGACAAAAUCAAGUUGAGGACACCAUCGUACUGGAAGAUAAUCUAG
This is a messenger RNA of Seminavis robusta, 459 nucleotides long. The record is from the annotation of a GenBank genome assembly. Lineage: Eukaryota; Bacillariophyta; Bacillariophyceae; Naviculales; Naviculaceae.